Messenger RNA from Kuraishia capsulata CBS 1993, 3300 nucleotides. RefSeq lists its product as uncharacterized. The record is from RefSeq and is a predicted model, not a curated record. Gene Ontology annotation, molecular function: small GTPase binding; nuclear import signal receptor activity. The transcript has a single exon. Gene Ontology annotation, biological process: protein import into nucleus. NCBI's taxonomy places the organism in Eukaryota, Fungi, Ascomycota, Pichiomycetes, Pichiales, Pichiaceae. Bases 1 to 3300 code for a protein of 1099 amino acids. Gene Ontology annotation, cellular component: cytoplasm; nucleus.
AUGGAUCAAGCCUACAUAACCGGACUUGAGAGCACCCUAAAGCUUGUGGCAGUGCCGGACUCACAAGUGAUCAAGAAUGCCACUGCCAAGCUGAACAACGAGUACUACAAGAGCCCGGACUCGUUGCCGAGUUUGAUCCAGAUUUUGGUGAACAACGAAGAUCUCCAGCUCAAGCAACUGGCCUCGGUCGAAGCUAGAAAGCUGAUUGCGAAGUUUUGGGACCAACUGGACGCUACUCUCAAGCAGGGUAUCCGCGACUCGCUUUUGAACCUAGCAUUCACCUACCACAACAAGAUGAUUCGUCAUUCGACCUCCAGAAUCAUUGCUGCUAUUGCUACAAGAGAAGAGUGGCCCGGUCUACUGAAUAACCUUACUGCUGCUUGUCAGGAUUCCAACGUGCUCACUAGAGAAAUGGGAGUAUACAUUUUGCACUCCAUUUUGGAGCUGACCCCAUUGGAAUGGUCUAGAUAUUUGGGAGACUUCUUACAGCUUUUUGCCAUCACCAUGAACGAUGCUGAGUCGUUGGAAGUUCAGUAUGUUUCUGCUCUUGCCUUCGAGUCUAUCGCGCAGUAUUUGGACGAAGAUGCCAAUGCCUCGCGUGAGACCGUUGAGCUCUUCCAGAAGCUGAUUGACUCAUUGAUUCAAGUGUUGAAGAACACUCUGGCCCAGGAUGAUUCCGAAAAGGCCAAGGAAGUGUUCUCCGUUUUCAACACAUUGAUUAUGGUGAGAAGCUCAUACUUGGGGGACAAGGCCGUCGUUCUGAUCGGCGCUGCGCUUGAGAUCUCCACCUCUGUUGCCAUGGAUGCAGAAAUCAGAGGAGUGGCCCUCCAGUUCCUGAUCUCGUAUGUCAUGUUCAAGAAAUCGGUGAUCAAUGCCAAGAACCUGGGUCCAAACUUAGCUCUUGCUGCUCUCUCUAUCGUCAGCGAAGAGGACGAUGAAGCCGAGGAAGAGCUCGAUAAUGAGGAGGAAGUCAAGGAGAACGAGGAAGACAAGCUCCAUGACAUUGCCCUCAGACUUGUCAGAAGUCUUUCUGAGGAGUUGGCCCCUUCACAGGCGGUUGCUCCGCUCUUUAACAAGAUUCCAGAGAUGAUGGCUUCCCAGGACCAAUUUGCCAGAAGAGCUGCUCUCUUGGCCCUUGGGGUUGCAGUCGAUGGAGCCCCAGAGUUCUACUCUGUCCAAUUGCAGAAGGUGGUGGCCGUCAUUGUGGCAGGUCUUCAAGAUUCUUCUUUGAUUGUCCGUGCUGCUGCUCUGAGAUCUUUGGACCAGAUCACGUCUGAGUCCCAGGACGAAAUUGCCCAGCAUCACGAUGUCCUGUUUCCAGCAGUGAUGCACAUAAUCGAGACUGCCACCAAGAUCAUGGUGUAUAAGUAUGCAACUCGUGCUUUAGAUGGUCUGGUUGAGUUCAUGUCCUACGAUGCUAUCCAACAGUACUUGGAACCUUUGAUGAACAAGCUGUUCAUGAUGCUUGAGAACGCAAGUUCUUCGUCUCUUAAGUCGGCCAUUGUUGGUGCAAUUGGCUCUACCGCUUACGCAGCUGGAAAAUCGUUCACACCCUACUUUGAAAACUCUGUCAAGUACCUGGAGCGUUUCAUCACCAAUAUGACCACUGCCGAGGGGCUUUCUGAGGACGACAUCGAGCUCCGUGCCAUGACCUUUGAGAAUGUUUCCACUAUGGCACGUGCUGUUGGAUCUGAGGUAUUUGCUCCAUAUGCUACACCUUUGUUUGAGUCUGCAUAUGGUGCCAUCAACUCUGAGAACCCAAGGCUCAAGGAGUCUGGUUUUGCUUUCAUCACCAACAUGGCCAAGGUGUACGGCGAAGCUUUCACUGAGUUUCUGCCCAAAUUGGUACCCGAGAUCUACUCGUGCCUUGAGCAGAGCGAAAUAUCGUUUGACUUUGGUGGUGAGGGCUUUGACCCUGCUAGUCUUGAAGAAUUAGACGAGGAGGAUCUUGCCGAGAACAUCAAGGUCAACACCGGAGUGACUGUGGAGAAGGAAGUGGCCUGUAUCGCACUUGGUGAGCUUGCCAUUGGUACCAAGCUCGGAUUCGCGCAAUACGCUGCUCCUUCAAUUGACGUUUUGGAGAACCAGAUCGAGAAUUCUUACGGAGUUCGUGAGACUGCUCUUCAAACCAUUUGGAAGAUCGUCAACGCUAUGUUCAAGGCCACAGGACUCAACGAUUCCACUCUGGCCCUCAUCAAAAAGGCCCGUUUCAUCACGCUCUCCAAUUUGCCAGAAGAGCCCGAGCUGACCAUGGUGGUGAGCUCCCUUGAGUGCAUCUACGAAUACCUCAAAGAGAUCGGAUCCGUAGUUAUCAUGGACGGACCUAACGACCACGAGGAUCUGCAGACCCUUUGCACGGAAGUCUUGAGCCUGUUGAAGGGCGAGCACUUGGCCCAGCUCGAAAACCUUGAGGAAGAGGGAGAAGACGAGUUUGACGAAGGCUCUGAACACUCUGCCGUGGUUUAUGACUCUGCUCUUGAGGUUCUGACCAGUCUUUCCAAGACUUUCGGAGCCGACUUUGCUCCAAUUUUUGCUUCCUUCAAAGAUCUCAUCUUGAGCCAUGCUUCUGGCAAGAACAAGAAUAAGGCUAGACGUGUGGCUGCAGUUGGGUCUCUCGCCGAUAUCGUGAGUGGAAUGAAGGGAAACAACCCAUACUUCGAGGAUUUCAUGAAGUGCUUUAUUUCCAGACUUGAACACGACAAGUCUUCCGAAGUCAGAGGAAAUGCAGCUUAUGGUGUGGGUCUGUUGAUCGAGUACUCGGAAGGUGAUCUCACUGCUCUGUACCCUUCCAUCUUCAACGAUCUGGUCACUUUGCUCAACAAAACUGACAAGGACAUGGCUAAGACUGAUGAUGAUGACGAAGAGAAUAGAGAGACCAUCAAUAGGACAAUCGCCAAUGCAUGUGGAUGUGUUUGCCGGAUGUUGUUGAAGAACGACACUGCGGUGCCAGCCUCUGCAAUUGUGCCAACUCUAUUGGGCCGUCUGCCUCUUGAAAGCGGCUUCGAAGAAAACAAGCCUAUUUUUGAGUUCAUCCUCAAGCUUUAUUCUCAAAACGAUUCUGUUAUUGUGGACCAGACGCCUCGGGUUGUGGAGAUCUUUGCUGGUGUCUUUGCCAAGGACCUAGAGCACCAGAAGCUGGCUAAUGAGUCUACUCUUGGAAGAGAGGGAAACAUCGACCGUUUCAAGCAAUUUGACAAUGAUGAGCUCAAGGCCAAGGUGGUCGAGCUUUUGAGAUACUUUGAGUCCAAGUCUGCGGGACUUGUUUCAAGCCAUGAGUUGCUGAAGGCUGCUAUUGCAUAA